AUGUCGAAGGGGUUUUGCGCUCGCACAAAACGCACACCUCUCCUACGGGCUUCGUUCCAAUACGGCAGUGAAGGCCUGGUGCAAUUAUUGUUAAACUACGGAGCAGACGUCAAUGGCAAACCUCAUCCGUCUGGAGGACGCACUGCCUUGCAGGCGGCAACUGAAUACGGCCGCAAGUCUGUGGUUAAGACACUAUGGACGUUUGGAGCAAAAAUCAAGGCCGAACGAGCCAGUAAGGAUGGAAUCUCGGCAGUUGAAGCUGCAGCCUCGAUAUCUGAUCAAGAGAUUCUCCAGCUUUUUCGCGACAAAGAACCUGAGAUCAUAUCAUCAGAUCCCAUCGCGAAAAGUCGGGUCAUUAUGCUAGCCUUGAAAAGCGGGAGAUGCGACGUGCCUUUUCUGGAACUUUUGCUCAAAGCAGGAGCAGCUGUUGAACGUAUCCCACCCUCUCCAUCGGAGAUAUCAGUCCUUCAAUCUGCAGCGCUACCGAAUCACCGCUGGGAAACCAAUCAUCCUUUGUGCCUUACGGGUCACAGCAUUAGGGGUCGCAGCGUUACAGCCCUUCAAACUGCGGUUUGCAAGCGGGAUAUUGAUGUCGUCCAGUUGCUGCUCGAAAAUGACGCCGAUAUCAAUGCACCGGCGGCCAAGAAUGGAAGAAGAACCGCGUUGCAGGUGGCUGUGUCAAAGAACCAUUUGGCUAUGACAAAACUCUUGGCUGCGAGCUCAGGUUUCGCGCAGCUCACCGAAUUCCUGCUCUCUCAUGGUGCCGAUGUCAACGCGCCAGCCGCACAUUUUGGCGGAGUCACUGCCUUGCAAGGGGCCGCGCUCCAGGGCAAUGUUCGCAUUAUAAUGGUGCUGCUUCAAGCUGGAGCAGACAUCAAUGGAGCGCCUGCCAUCGAGCAGGAACGAAACGCCAUCGAAGGCGCCGCUGAAAACGGCAGGCUCGAUACUUUACAUCUCCUUUUAAUUUAUCAUCCAAACACGGAAGAGUUUGAGGUCAAGAAAAAACGAGCAGCGGAAUUGGCACUGGCAAAUGGCCACCUAGCCAUAGGAAGAUUUCUGCUGGCCUAUCGUAAAAGUGGUUGA
Messenger RNA from Paecilomyces variotii, 1083 nucleotides. Its product is annotated as ankyrin repeat-containing domain protein. The record is from RefSeq and is a predicted model, not a curated record. The coding region runs from base 1 to 1083 and encodes 360 amino acids. The transcript is spliced from 3 exons. Lineage: Eukaryota; Fungi; Ascomycota; Eurotiomycetes; Eurotiales; Thermoascaceae. Gene Ontology annotation, molecular function: protein binding.